This is a messenger RNA of Bubalus bubalis (water buffalo), 7099 nucleotides long. It is a transcript of the gene CRACD, whose product is annotated as capping protein inhibiting regulator of actin dynamics. NCBI's taxonomy places the organism in Eukaryota, Metazoa, Chordata, Mammalia, Artiodactyla, Bovidae. The record is from RefSeq and is a predicted model, not a curated record. Gene Ontology annotation, biological process: maintenance of gastrointestinal epithelium; negative regulation of barbed-end actin filament capping. Bases 90 to 4358 code for a protein of 1422 amino acids. The transcript is spliced from 12 exons.
AGAUGAGAGGAGUCAAGUAGCUAUAAUGUGGGAUCCUGGAUUGGAUCCUGGAAGAGAGAAGAUUCAUUAGGGGAAAGACUGAAACUUGAAUGAGCAUUUAUGGUCUCACUGUUCUGGUCAGUCUGCUGCCUAUUGUUCUGGUCACAAGAGCAGUGAUUCCCAGGCUUUCUCAACAAUGUACCCUAUUUCUGGGCACACUUACCACUGAGGAUAAAUUCUUCUUUUUACAAGAAGAAAAUUUUGGAGAAGAGCUAUCUACAAGGAAAGGACGUAUAGCUAUUCAGAGAGACAAGAAGAAAGGAGGCAAAUUCCAGCCUUUUAAGAAGUUGUUCGGCAAAAGGAAAAAGAAAGGCACAUCUGUAUCCCAGGAGGCAUCUGCGGGGCGCAAGUGUUGCUCUCCCCCAAGUGUCAGCAAUGGAACCUUCUCUUCUGACGAGGAGACCCUGGAGGGCAGUCUGAGGUCCUUCAACUAUUCUAUGGGAACCCGGGCAUUUUCCCAUGACAGUAUUUUUAUCCCUGAUGGGGGAGCAGAAAGUGAGCAGACAGUUCAAGCAAUGUCACAGGACAACAUCCUGGGCAAAGUCAAAACUCUUCAGCGACAGUUGGGCAAGAACAUCAAGUUUGGGCAGCCACCACCCAACGCCAUUCCCAUGAAGAAGGCAGACAGUGGCGAGGCUCGCUUCGAAGAGGACCCAUUCCUCACCAGUCCUGUGGAAGUUGUGACUCAGCAAGACCUCAUCCUCUCAGACACCGAGAACAAAUCCAGUGAGACGCCAAGUUCCCCAAGUCCUCUGAAUCUGCCGGGAGCCAGAAGUGAGAUGGAAGAGAAGGUUGCUCCAGUUAAACCGUCCCGGCCCAAGAGGCACCUUUCUUCUGCUGGCACCAUCGAAAGUGUCAACCUGGAUGCCAUCCCCCUGGCCAUCGCUCGACUGGAUAACAGUGCUGCCAAGCACAAACUGUCCAUUAAGCCAAAAAACCAGAGGGUGUCAAGGAAGCACAGGCGACUUGUCGGGGAUCGACAGAACGAGCACGGUGGCCUCCCGCAUCAGCUGUCCCUGGACCAAAACGGACACCCUGGAGAAGACAAGCCAAUCUGGCAUGAAAGAGAGCCAGAGCCGCUGGACUUGGAGGAAGAGAAGCGACGCCAGGAAGAAUACUGGCGAGAACUUGAGGCCAAGUGCAAACAGCAAAAGGCUGAAGCUGCGGAGAGGCGACGCCUGAAAGAGCAGAGGCUCCAGGCUCUGGAGCGGAGGCUUUGGGAGGAGAAUAGAAGGCAAGAAUUCUUGGAAGAAGAGGAGGAGGAGGAAGAGGAAAGAGAAAUACAGCUAGAGGUGAAGAAGAGGCAACGUGAAGAAGAAACGCAGAGCCUGGAAGAGCUGGGCUCCCAGGGCCCAGAGCAGAGGGAGGAAGAGGAUGGAGGACUCCCGGAGGCCAAGGAGCCCGUGUGCCCAGAGGAAGAGGCACAGCACCUGGGAAGAUGCUCGAUGCAGGAGGAGAUGGAGGCUCGGAGCCAGCAGGAGGCCGAGAAGCUGCGGUGGAAGGAGGAGGAAAGAGAGUUGGAGGAACUCCGAAGGCUGGAGGAGCUGGAGGAGCAGGGGUGGUGGGCAGCCGAGAGGCAGCAGCUGGAAGAGGAGGAGAGGCAGCGGGAGCUGGAGGAGGAAAAACGGAUGGAGGAGCUCAGGAGGCAGGAGGAGCUCAGGAGGCAGGAGGAGCUCAGGAGGCUGGAGGAGCUCAGGAGGCAGGAGGAGCUCAGGAGGCAGGAGGAACUGGAGGCCCAGAGAUGGCGGGAGGAGGAGGAGGUGAGGAAGAGGGAAGAACUGAAGAAGCAAGAAGACUUGGAGGCCAAGAAGAGGCAGGAAGUGGAGAAGAAGCUUCAGGAAGCACCGAGAGUGGAAGAGGAGAAUCAGCCGCAGCUGGACCACAAAAGCGGCUUGAGGAGCCCAUUUCAGAGCGACUUAGCAGAGAAAGCAGAAGAGCAAGAUCACCCGAAACUCGAAAAGCUGAGAGAAAACUCCGAGAAACCGAGUAUUUGGGUGAAGCAGAGCCACGAGGCCACUGAGACAUCGGGGGAGCAGCCCAGAAAGCAGGGGGAUGUUCCUGGGGAUCGUGGUUGUGGACGGCAGGAAAUGAGGGAAGAAACCAACAUGCAGCCUCCCCAGAAGCAAGAGGCCCAGGUGGAAGAAAUGCUGGCGCCAGGAGAGAAGAAGGAAGCUUUCACUCCAGAAACAGACAGAAAGCUGGAGGAACUCAGAUGGCAGGAGGUGGAUGAGAGGCAGACCAUGCCCAGACCCUACACUUUCCAGGUGUCAUCAGGAGGGAAACAAAUUCUCUUCCCCAAAGUCAAUCUGAGCCCGGUGAAGCCCGUGAAAGAUGAGGGGCUCACCUCAGCUCCCCAAGAGCCCAAGGCCCCCAAAACCAGCCCGGCCUCCCACGCCCUGCCCUCAACCCUGAGCAUCCCCCACACGGCCAUCCUGGUCACCGGAGCCCAGCUCUGCGGCCCGGCCGUCAACCUGAGCCAGAUCAAGGACACUGCGUGCAAGUCUCUCCUGGGCUUGUCGGAAGAAAAGAAGCUGGUGGAUGUCCCGACCCUGGAAAACCCACCCCGAGCCCUGGGGGAACCCCGGGCAGGCAGUGCGAAGACCAGGCCCCCACCAGAGUCUACAAGCAGCGCAGCCGCGCUCGCUGAAUGGGCCUCCAUUCGAUCCCGAAUCCUGAAGAGCUCAGAGAGUGACCAGCGUGGCGAGAGAGAGCAGUCUCGGGCCGGGGAUGAGCACAUGCCCAGGGGCCGGUGUGAUUCCCGCGGAAACCUCCGGAGGACCCCGCCCGUAAAUGCCAAAUUCUCCAUUAAACCUGCCUGGCAGAAGUUCUCCGAUGGGGGUGGGGAAGGGGAGAGCAUCAGGAAAAGACCCGGGCCGGGACCCAGCGAAGAGGCCAUGCCCCAGCCCCCUGCUGCUGAUACUAAAGAGGCCCUGAAAGAUGCAGAGAAACCCAGGGCACACCAGGAGCCAACAGACACCACAGAGGGGUGCAAAUUUGCCAAAGACCUUCCAUCUUUCCUCGUUCCAGGCCUCCCUUACCCUCCACAGAAAGCAGUGGCCCAGGUGGAGCCUGUGACCACUUCAGACGGCCAGAUCACAGAUGGAGCAGGAAAGUCAGAGCCCACGAUGCCAGGUGGGGAGGAUAAAGCUUCCCUUUUCGGAAUAAAAUUGAGAAGGACCAACUACUCCCUGCGCUUCCACUGCGACCAACAAACAGAACAGAAGAAGAAGAAAAGGCACAGCAGCACAGGGGACAGUAUGGAUGGGGCGCCGUCAGCCCCAGGGAGCACACAUGCAGAGCCAGAGACGGAGGCUGCAGCCCUCAAGCCUGGCCCCUUGCUCCCCCCAGAGAGGAAGCCAGCCCCGGCCCCCUGGAAGGACUCCUCUGAAAGCCCUCCCAGCCUCUCUCCUCCUGUGGCCCAGCCCGGGCCCCCACUGGCAGGUAGCCAGCCCCCGGCUCCGGAGCAGGACAAGACAGCAAACAGGUUGCCCCUGUCCCAGAAGCCAGCCCUGGCCCCCAAGCCUACGGGCCAGACCCCACCACCUUCCCCGCUCUCCAAGGUGAGCAGGCCCUACUUGGUGGAGUUGCUGACUCGCCGGGUGGGGAAGCCCGAGAUGGAGCCCAGCGAGCCGUGCAAGGAGGGCCGGGACAGUGGCUGGCCGCCCUCACCCCCGCCGCCUGAGGAGAGAAAGGAGCAGAAGCGGGAUAAGGAGGAAGAGGUGGAAACCGAGAGGAAACCGGCUUCCCCAGUGCCAUCCACUGGGCAAGAGAAGCCUGUCCCAACACCGGAGGCGGGGAGGAAAGAAAAGCCAAUGCUUCAGAGCAGACACUCCUUAGAUGGCUCCAAACUUGUGGAGAAGGUUGAGACCGCGCAGCCACUGUGGAUAACGCUGGCACUGCAGAAACAGAAGGGGUUUCGGGAGCAGCAGGCAACUCGGGAAGAGAGGAAGCAGGCCAGGGAGGCCAAACAGGCAGAGAAGCUCGCCAGAGAACAAGUCAGUGUCACCCCACAGCCUGGAAGCAGCAGCGUCAGCAGAGCUGGUUCCCUGCACAAGCCCACCACUCAGCCAGAAGAGAAGAAGCCAGAGACACCAGUGUCCAGGCUUGAGCGCAGAGAACAACUUAAAAAGGCCAACACUCUUCCUACAUCAGUGACAGUGGAGAUCUCUGAUUCAGCUCCCCCAGCGCCACUGGUGAAAGAAGUCACAAAGAGGUUCUCCAACCCAGAUGCUGCCCCCGUGUCAACAGAGCCAGCCUGGCUGGCUUUGGCCAAAAGGAAAGCCAAGGCCUGGAGCGACUGUCCGCAGAUUAUUAAGUAAAGAGUGACUCUUAUCCAUUCUUAUUGCAGUCAUUGGCUCUUCUCUUGCCCUUUUUAUUUAUUUAUUUUUUAUAUGAGGUACAGAAAACCAAACUAGGGAAAAGAAGCAUGUUUGAUAGGCUCUAAAAUAAUGUUUAGAAACUGAACUGGUGGUGUUCCUUGUAAAGAGUGUAUUUGCACAACCCUAGGUCCUGGUGCCUUGAGCUCCUCCUAGUUUUGAAGAGAAAAUUCCGUCCAAGGGACCACAUGAAGUAAAAUCUCUCGACUAAGACCUCACAAGAGCCUGCCAUGGCCCUUCCACACACACACACCCACACACCAUUCAGAACAUGCCCUUUUGCCAACCUUUGUAAUAUUAAUGGUUUUCUUGAUUCUUUACUCCAAUUUCUUUUCUCUGAACCAUUUAUUUACCAUGUGCUUGGGGAUUUCUACCCUUUUCUAAAGUCUUAGUGAAAGGACAAGAACGCCUAUUCUCCUGAAUGCAGCCACUGGGAACAGCAAGUUAAAAGUCUGGUUUCCAACUCUGUGCCCGUCUCUGCUUCUCAUGAUUUUGCCCCGACCGGAAACUGUAACACAGCGAGACCAUUCACUCUUGUACUGUGCUGUUGAGCUACAGGCCCUGUUAUACCAGAACUCUCCUUAGGGACAUGUUAACCAUUUGGCCCAGCUGUCUCCUAGGGAACAUUUUAAUUUAAAUGUUUAAAUAAUAAAUGAUUAAGAAAAAAAAAAAAACUACAAAUUCUCUGUCUCUGAGAAUCCCCAUUUAGUGUAGUUAUUCUUAACAAGUUCAGGCUUUAUCCCAGACCUACUCAGAGAUCCUGUAAGGAUGAGGCCAGAUUGUGUAUAUUCUGGUAAAAACGCUUCAGUUCUGAUAUAUCACAAAGGGUGAGAAGCGUAGGAUACACUGCUUCUAGUGCUACCUACUUUUUAAAACUCGGAAGGGGAGGCUCACUUCACCCAAAGCAGCAAAAGUGAGACAAGAAGAAGAAUAAAACAACCUCCAAGCCAGCCAUUUAUUAUGGAGUAAAAGAGCCUACUGACAUUACAUGUCUCUGAAAAUCUUUGAAGUCGCUAGGGAAAGUUAACAGUUAAGACAAGAUUUGAAGCCUUUUGUACUAAGGACUUCCUGUGGGGAAUUUCUUUCUUUACCAUAGCCAAGUAAUUCAUAUUUGGAGUCAAAUGUUCAAUAGCAUUAAAACAUCUCAAGAGUUUUAAGUGGCCUUGUUAUUAUAUACAUGAGAUUUUUUUAAAAGGUGUGGGGGGGGCUUGGCAAUUUAAAAGCCACAUAUAUUCACUUUUAUUUCCCUAAAUUUGCUUUACAUGAAACACAGAGCAAACCCACACGUUGCUAGAACUUAACUUACAUUUCAUGAUGUUGACAUAGUCCUUUUUUCUUCAAUUCUGACUUCAAAAUCUAAAUACAAAUCCUUUGCUUAGUGCAGCAGGGGAAGGAAUUACACCCAUUUUUUCUCUCCUACAAAAACACAUUUUAUUAGUAUUUUAUGAGUAUCAUUUUCCUUGUUUAUGCAAUGACAAUGUGCUGUUAUUCUAUUAUGUACCUUAAAGAAAGGAUGAGUGCAAAAGUAUUUACCAUAUACAAGGCAUCUUCUUUCUGGAAACAAUGGCUCAGCCUCAUGGUAGUACCUGGCAUGUGUGGUGAAAUGGAUAGUUGUACUUUUGCAAGUUGGAGUUAACAUAUAUAGUGGACCUUCAACAGAAUCAAUGGGACGUUAAUUUUUUUAAUGGCUAUGAGACGCAAUUAAUAUUCCACUGCACGUUUUCCACACUGUUCAUUUCUAAAUCAAAUAUGUAGGCAUUUGUUACCUUUGAUGAUUUCCUCACAAAUAUAACACUUUUUUAGUAAGAAUCUUUCCACUUAGAGCCCUAGAAUUAUAGUGCUACUUUAAUUCUUCUGCAUUGACUUUUUCUUUCAUGCUGUCGGCUUUGAAUAACAAUCACAGUAAUGGCAGAGAACAGGCGAAGAGAUCAGGUCAUUAACAAAGAAUGGUAGAUAAGUCAAGUCUGUUCUGGCUUACCACUGAGCCCGUGCAAAGGAGGAGAAAUACCUCAGUUAAAAAUUUUCCAUCAAAAUCUUUAAGAGUAUACUGAAGAAAAGACAGUCAUAGCACUUCCAACAACUUCUAAAGGCUACAUGUUUAAUACUUCAUGUAAAAAUUACUCCAAAUUUGCACUAAAUACCAAUGAAGUGUUAUUUUUCUUUAGUUGUGUUGCAGUCUUUUCUGAUCAACAAACUAUGGGGGAAAUUCUGUAAAGCAUAUAAGAAUUCAAGACUUUUAAAAGAAAUGAAUGAUUGCUAGUUAAAUACACAAGCUUUUUUUUUUUAAACAAAUAUACACUUCUGGCAAGGUUAUAGAUGAUUAACCUCUGUUCAUAAGACUUAAAUAUACAAAACUAGAGGUUUUUUGUUUACUUUUUUUUCAAGUGCAAUUGUUUCUUAUACAUGUUACUAUUAAAUUAUCAUUUUAGCCAGUUAUUAGCAAAUUGUAGUAUGUAUUGUCUCUUCUUGUGACAUUUAGUUUUAAUUGCUUAUUUUAAAGCAGAAACAUUAGAAUUACAAGUGUCUUGCAAUAUUUUUAUCAACAAUAAAAUGUAGUAGACUUAACAAUGAAAAUACCUUAGUGUGAUUUUAAUAUUAUUUUGAGAUUUUGGUUGUAUAAAGUUUUAAUGUAAAAUGUCCAUUAUUGAAGGAAAAAGACCUUUCAAUAAAAAAUACCCACAAGA